AAGAAGAAGAACAAAGAGUUUAACAAGUGCGGAGACACACUUUUUCUCCCUUUUUUGUUUCUUUUUUUUUUUUUUUGAAACACAAAGCAGUUACUGCGCGUAUUAUAUCGACGACCAAAACACGACCACGUAGUCCAACGCGGAAAUACUAACGGUCCAGAUUAGACGAGCCGACAUUUUGUAUAAGCCGAGCUGCAAACAGCCGAAGGAGACUCCACCUCGAAAAAGAUUCUGAAAAAGCCAGACAAACAAAGCCGGGCCGCCCCACUAAUCCGACACGUGUCGUAUAAGGAACCGUCUUGAUCUUGGGGACCCCACAAUCAAAUCAACACGAGAGAAACGCCCACCUAACGCACUUCUUAUCUAAAAAAAACCAAACGGUGCAAAGUCAACCACGUGUCGUUUCGGAUUUGCAUUAUUACAACCUUGAUCCGACGGAUCUCAAACCGUCUUUCACCCUCCCCCCAACACUCCAAAAAAAUCCACCCAACAGAGCUUCUCUUCUUCUCCUCCUCCGGAGCACCACCACAGACCACCCUUUCUUAUUUUCCCGGCGAGCCCCAAAACCCAACACGAAUUCCAAUUCUACCCCUGACCUUCUUCCCAAAUUCCUCCCCCCAAAAAAGAAAAAAAAAUUCAAAUUUCUAAUUUUUUUUUUUGGUAUUUUGUAGUUUUUAAUAAUGGCGGAUUCGGACAACGAGUCGGGAGGGCAUAACAACAGCGGAGAGCCGUCGGCGCGUGAACAGGACAGGUUCUUACCCAUCGCAAACGUCAGCAGGAUCAUGAAGAAGGCAUUGCCUGCAAACGCAAAGAUCUCCAAAGACGCCAAAGAGACCGUACAAGAGUGCGUCUCCGAGUUCAUCAGCUUCAUCACUGGCGAGGCCUCCGACAAGUGUCAGAGGGAGAAGAGGAAGACGAUCAACGGCGACGACCUCUUGUGGGCCAUGACCACCCUGGGUUUCGAAGAUUACGUCGAACCCCUCAAGAUUUAUCUGCAGAAAUACAGAGAGCUAGAAGGCGAGAAAACCUCCAUGGGAAAGCCGGGAGAGAAGGAUGGAAGUGGGGGUUCCGGCGGCGGCGGUGGGACUGCCUCCGGUGGUGGUGGGAGUGGUGGAGGUGCAGUGAGCUCAGGGAGUGGGGGUGUUGGGUAUAAUGGUGUUGGUGGGAUGUACGGUGGGAUGAUGAUGAUGGGGCACCAUCAGGGACAGGUGUACGGUUCCGGUGGGUAUCAUCAAAUGGGUAUUGGCGGCGGCGGCGGCGGUGGUGGUGCUCUUGGUAAGAGUGGUGGCUCCGGCGGUUCUGUGAAAUCGAGAUAGAUUCUUGGAUAAAUGGGGUCUGGAAAAUAUGAACAGAAAUGCUGAUAAAAAUGACUGCUCUUUUUUUUUUUAUUUUCUCCCUUAGGAUUUCUCACUCUUGUUUAAUUUUACUAUAUGAUCGAAAGGGGAUUUGUCAAUUUUAGAGAGUUGGGUUUUUUUUUUUUUUUUUAUUAUUAUUCUUUAAUUUCUUUCUUUUGGGUUUAAUAUUGUGUAAUAGUGCGAAAGAAGAAGAUAGAGAGCAUGGUAUAAAAAAAUGUAACUUUGCUAAGGAUAGAGAACUACUACUAAUUGAGAGAGAGACAAAAAAAAAACAUAAAACUUGGAAAAUUGUUUCUCUGUCUCUGUAUCAUAUAGAAUAUUUAUCUCAUCUAGAGCUUGUUUCUCA
Molecule: messenger RNA, 1701 nt
Organism: Ziziphus jujuba (common jujube)
Lineage: Eukaryota; Viridiplantae; Streptophyta; Magnoliopsida; Rosales; Rhamnaceae
Product: nuclear transcription factor Y subunit B-3
Exons: 1
Coding region: 681-1316 (211 amino acids)
Biological process (GO): regulation of transcription by RNA polymerase II
Cellular component (GO): nucleus; CCAAT-binding factor complex
Molecular function (GO): DNA-binding transcription activator activity, RNA polymerase II-specific; protein heterodimerization activity; RNA polymerase II cis-regulatory region sequence-specific DNA binding
Source: RefSeq, a predicted model, not a curated record